Verruconis gallopava is the source of this 1071-nucleotide messenger RNA. RefSeq lists its product as uncharacterized. Gene Ontology annotation, cellular component: mitochondrial large ribosomal subunit. The coding region runs from base 402 to 695 and encodes 97 amino acids. Gene Ontology annotation, molecular function: structural constituent of ribosome. Lineage: Eukaryota; Fungi; Ascomycota; Dothideomycetes; Venturiales; Sympoventuriaceae. The record is from RefSeq and is a predicted model, not a curated record. The transcript is spliced from 3 exons.
AAAAAAACUCGGGAGAGGAUCGAGUGUCGUCGACCCAUUCUCUCACGAAGAGCCCGCGACUUUCUCAAUCGGGGAAGAUGGGGGGGGGCCCUUGCCGACAUUUUGCCUCGACGCCGAGUCCACGGCCAAACGGCAUCUUUAUUCUUUUAUAGUUUUGUUGAUUUAUUUCCCGCCUCACGAAGACGCCGUCGUGCUGCAGCAGGACAGCUUCCUCCUCGCCUAUCCAAUCGACACCAUCUCGUCCCGUUCCUCCCAACGCGUCCGGUCGAGGGAGGCCGUCGCGGCGAAGGCCCGUCCCGUUCGCACAAAGCCUCGACACUCGAAACUGAGCUCCUAGCCCUCCUCGCCCUCCUCGCCCUUCGUGCGUCGUCGCAGCACACCGCAUCGCUCUCGCGGAAACCAUGAUCUCGCAAUUCAUCAGCGGCGUCUCCGCCAAGUUCAACCCCUUCGUCCGCGCGCAGCGGAUGCCACGCCUGUUUCUGUCGAUGCUCCCGCCAGACUCGCGGACGAGCAUGAAGAUCUCGGUCUCGCAGCUACCGAGGGACAGCGCAGAGAAAGGAAGCCUCAGCGUGACAUUCAAGGAUGGUAUGGAAAUGAGCUUCAACCCGGAGAAGGUAAAGAUUAAGGAGGUGAUGGCGGAAGUGGAUAGGCACUCGAGAAUGCUGGCAAGAAAAGAGAAUUUGACAUCGGGCUAGGUCUUCUGAUCGAGAAGGGAAUGUGUAGGAUAAGAGGGUGAAAAUGAAGUAUGCAUGCAACGGCGUCACGAUUAGACUCAGGUACACAAUGAUAGGUAUCUGCAGGUAAUGAUUGCCCAUUUGAAUUGGUUGAUGGUAACCGUGUAUUCUACAACGGCCUAGUUUGAAGUUUUUUUUCCCCAUAUUUUUCUAAGCUACCAGUUUGAAAUGCCAGAAAAGCUUGUGAUGGUUUGUCUAAUGUAUUUUUGGCUGCUGCCGUGCGAGCUCGAACUGCAUCUCAAGGAUAUCUGUACGCGCGCAUACGAUUGAUUUAGAAAGCCAUCAACAUGCUCUGGAAAGAGUCUACUGGGGAGCGCCAGAGAUGAAGAACCACUUG